This is a messenger RNA of Lottia gigantea (owl limpet), 306 nucleotides long. RefSeq lists its product as hypothetical. The record is from RefSeq and is a predicted model, not a curated record. NCBI's taxonomy places the organism in Eukaryota, Metazoa, Mollusca, Gastropoda, Lottiidae. The transcript is spliced from 3 exons. Bases 1 to 306 code for a protein of 101 amino acids.
AUGGCGCAUCUGUUGCAGAGCUUACAUCAUAAAGAAAUCAUCAAUCAUAUUCAUCAUCAAGAAUUCUUUUACAUAAAAAAGCAGAGAAGAGAUAAUUUGAUUUCUACUGAAUGUGCAAGGCGUAGAUGGUCCUGUUGCUUCACUGAGAAGUUAGAAGAUAUAACUGAGCGUUUACAAGCAAAUGUUGCCGGACGGACGGAGUGUUUACGAGCAUUUGAUGUUGAUAGAAGCACGGACCGACGGACGGACAGAGGUGCCAACAAUAUAUGUCCACAUAGAGAGAUGUGGGCGUAUAAAAAUGAAUGA